Messenger RNA from Lasiosphaeria miniovina, 1671 nucleotides. RefSeq lists its product as uncharacterized. The annotation marks the transcript as partial. Lineage: Eukaryota; Fungi; Ascomycota; Sordariomycetes; Sordariales; Lasiosphaeriaceae. The transcript is spliced from 2 exons. The record is from RefSeq and is a predicted model, not a curated record.
AUGACGUGGCCCAGCUUUGUCACCAUAGACGCCCCCGAUACCGGGUCCCGGAAUGGCGACCCUGCCGAAUCCCGCAAACUCAAAGCUGCGGUGGUUGAGUCGUCGCUGAUUAUCCACAAUCCACCAGACAUCCCGCUAAAGGCCGAGAUCCUCGGCGUGUGUGUGGUCUCGAUGGAGAAUGCGGACCAAAACAAGUACGGCUGGAUCGUAGCCGACUUCCUGCGUUGGAAGACACUCUUCCAUCAGGUUGGAAACAAAGCGGCGCAGACUUGGUUGAGCUCUCUUGAUAUUGCCGCCUUUCUUGAAGGUGUUGCCGGACUGGACAUCAAUAAUUCCGACGAGGUGGCCCAGAAGAUUCUGGGCGGCAAAAACGACCACAUCGUUGGCCUCCCGACCGACGCCGUGGAUCUGAAGGCGAGCGUCUUGAAACACAUCAUUGACCGUGCUCGUGUUGCCAAAGAGAAUGACACAACGCUCUUCAUCAUGGUAUUUGCGCCAGUCACUCCGGAGCAAGAUAUCUGCAUUGAUUUCGAGAACCAAGACAAGAUUUACUUGCCGGCUGAUCAAAUCCGCCAAGUUAUCUGGGAGGCUGUUGAUCAUACCGACCAGCCAGUCAUCCUCAUGACCUCAUCGCCCUUCACCGGAGGUUGGGCCUGCAGUCCUUCAAUCAUGGGCACCUGCACCGUGUCCGACCGGGUCCUCAACAUCAUGUCAAAGUCUUGUGGAGCCGCGUUUGCAAAUAGGUUCAUCGACCUCUGCACGACGAGACGCACGCCCCUUUUGACCGACGACCAGCGUAUCAUGGUGGAGUACGACGAUAUGAUGCCACUUCGUCCGACGGACCUGCAGAUCGAGCUUCUCCAUAAAUUCCAGCGCAAGAUUCACGAAGUUUUGGAGCAGAGACUCUCGGGACUCGCAGUUCAUCACGCCCUGGAUUUCGAAGAAUCGAGCGAUGCCUGGACAACUUAUGCUCCUCGCACUGGUCGUCCUCUUGCCGGAUUCUGGGCCAAGCGGUGGGACAAGCCAUCCGUAGCCGUGGACCAAAACAUCGACCGCUUCGAGUUUUUCGGAGAAGCAUUUGGAGGUACUCGAGCCUCACAGAUAUUCCACCUCAAGUAUCUCGCAACUAUCGAGCUUGAGACUUGCCCCGGAGAUUGGACUAGAGGAGUAACUGGAAUUACUCACUCACUUCUGUCUGAGUUCUUGGCUACUCGAUUCCCAGAAGAGGCUCAUGUCAAACGCGUUUUCGACUCCAUCGAAUUUCGAGGCUCAUCAAUGAUUGUGGCCCAAGUUGUUGCCAAAUACCUAGAUCUUCCCGAACCAGAUGGUGUCAAAUGCCGCUAUUGGAGUGAAAAGCUCCUUGAUCGAACUCUUGAGCACAAAUUUAGGGUUGCAUUUGGCGAUAUCCACAACCUCUUCGACCAAGUUGCAGUUCCUCCGGGAGAGAAGCGCCACGAAUACAAGACCGUACGAUUCUGGAGAGCCUCUCGCUGGCUCGCUACUGCCAUCGCCAUGAGGUUCGCAGAUGCGUCUGACAAAGAGAUACAAGAUUUUAUCUCGAACGAGGUUAGGUCUCUUUUCGGAAAGAUUUUCAAUACCCAACUUACUCUCUUGUUGAGCGACCAGUCUGUUACUUGCCUUGGUAAUGCUUGGCUUGCUUGGCUUGGUUUG